Molecule: messenger RNA, 1327 nt
Organism: Abrus precatorius (Indian licorice)
Lineage: Eukaryota; Viridiplantae; Streptophyta; Magnoliopsida; Fabales; Fabaceae
Product: nuclear transcription factor Y subunit B-3
Exons: 1
Coding region: 375-977 (200 amino acids)
Biological process (GO): regulation of transcription by RNA polymerase II
Cellular component (GO): nucleus; CCAAT-binding factor complex
Molecular function (GO): DNA-binding transcription activator activity, RNA polymerase II-specific; RNA polymerase II cis-regulatory region sequence-specific DNA binding; protein heterodimerization activity
Source: RefSeq, a predicted model, not a curated record
ACCCACAAAUCAACACCCAAACUCCACUCACCCACUUCUCCCACUCCAACCCGCCAUUUUCCAACCUUCCAUGUUUAUUCUGACCCGCUUUCAAACCCUAACUUGCUCACAAUUCAAUCCCAAUCAUUCACUGUUACCUUGUUCAUCACUCACGUCUAUCACCGGUCGUCUAGAUGAAUCUAAGGAAACCCACAAUCCAGUCUUAAUCAUUAUAUAGUACACAUCAUGGACUUUUUCCCACUACCUAGCUAGCUAGUGAAAUAGUACUAUAUAUUAAUGCUUAAUCCCAUAUAUAUAGUAUAAUUAUUUAUUUUUAUAUACAUAUAUAAGGGUGCGUUUGGUUGGUAACAUUUCUCUUAUAUAGUGGUGAAGCUAUGGCUGAGUCUGACAACGAGUCAGGAGGUCAAACGGGUAACGCAAGUGGAAACAGUGAGUUUUCUGGGUGUAGAGAGCAAGAUAGGUUUCUUCCAAUAGCGAACGUGAGUAGGAUCAUGAAGAAAGCGUUACCGGCGAACGCGAAGAUCUCAAAGGAAGCGAAGGAAACGGUGCAAGAGUGUGUAUCAGAGUUCAUAAGCUUCAUCACAGGGGAAGCAUCGGAUAAGUGCCAGAAAGAGAAGAGAAAGACGAUCAACGGUGAUGAUUUGUUGUGGGCCAUGACCACGUUAGGAUUUGAAGAGUAUGUGGAGCCUCUAAAGAUUUAUCUGCACAAGUACAGAGAGAUGGAAGGGGAGAAAACUGCUAUGAUGGGAAGGCCACCAGGGGAUCAAAGAGAUGGGAAUAAUGUUGGUGAGGGUUAUGGUCAUGCUCAUGCUCAUGCCCAUGGGAGUGUGGUGCCAUCUCCUAUGAUGAUGAUGAUGGGGCAUCAGCAUCCGCAUCAGCAUCAGCAUCAGCAUCAGCAUCAGCAUCAGCAUCCGCAUCAAGGACACGUGUAUGGUGGAUCUGGGACUGGAUCUCCUUCUUCUGCAAGAACUAGAUAGCAGGUUAAUUUAUGCCAUCUGUUUUCCAAGGUUUAUCAUAUAUGUUAAUUUAUAUAUUCAUGCAUGUUUGAUUUUAGAAUUUGCUUGAAAUUUCGUUGUUGGGAUAUAUAGACAUGUAGAUAUUAUGGAGGGUGAUUUGGGAUACACACAAAUUUUGUACGUAUUCUUCUCUUUAUAUGAAGGAAGGGUAGGGCUAUGGUUUUGUUUUUUUGGCUGGUUCUAGUAUGGUGGUUUUUUGGUUUACAAUUUUUAAAACAAAAACAAAGUAUAUAAGAAAAAGGAGGAAAAUGUUUUCUUUUUACUUUGAAAAUAUGCUUCUUCAUGACAUAUAAAUUUUAUAUAUAAUUUUU